This is a messenger RNA of Gloeophyllum trabeum ATCC 11539, 1838 nucleotides long. Its product is annotated as FAD-binding domain-containing protein. The record is from RefSeq and is a predicted model, not a curated record. The transcript has 6 exons. Bases 90 to 1838 code for a protein of 582 amino acids. Gene Ontology annotation, molecular function: oxidoreductase activity; FAD binding. NCBI's taxonomy places the organism in Eukaryota, Fungi, Basidiomycota, Agaricomycetes, Gloeophyllales, Gloeophyllaceae.
CGUACGACUUCAAAUCGAAGGCGAGGAGGACGGAAGAGCUAUAAGUCGCGACAUUUCACCCUCUCGUUCUCAUAAACGUCGACUGGGACAUGAAGUCUGUGUUUGUGAUAUCUCUUGCUCUGUUGCUGGCCUUCGUGUCCGCCUCUGGCGCGUCAGCAGUUUGCAAAUGCGUCUACCCGUCUUCGUGCUGGCCCAGCGCAGAUGAGUUCGCAUCCCUGGCUACCAAGCUGUCGCAACCGCUUGUCUAUCCCAAGCCACCCGAGGCGGCAUGUUACCCUGCAAAUGCCACUUCCGUUUCUGUAGACUGUGCUACGGUCACCGAACACUACUACAAUGGCAAUUGGAGGGCUGACCAGAGCGGGGCCAUGCAAGGGCCUAACUUCGAGAUGUACAUCCAGCUGAACUCCAGUGGGCAGGGAACCCUAGAGGCGUGCUAUCUGAACAGCAGCCUCGGUAUACCUUGCGAGCAGGGCAAUGUUCCAGUCAUAGGGGUGGAUGCUAGAACGGUUGGUGACAUACAGGAAGCCGUCAACUUUGCUACUCUCCACAACUUGAAAGUAGUGAUCAAGAAUACCGGUCAUGAUUUUGUUGGCCGUAGCACGGCAAAAGGAUCUUUCUUGAUCUGGACUCAUAACAUGAAGAAUAUCACCUACGACGACGCGUUUUCCCCGCUUGGUGCACCGGCCAAUGAGACUUACAACGCCAUCACACUGGGAGCCGGCGUACAGUGGCAUGAAGCGUACGACGCUGCAAACGAACACGGUGCCCUUCUAGUCGGCGGCCUGGUGCCGGGUGGUUCAGUCGGUGCCGCCGGAGGAUGGCUCAUGGGCGGAGGACACAGUGCCUUGUCUCCCAGCUACGGCCUUGGUAGCGUUGACAAUGUAUUACAGUUCUCGGUCGUCACUUCAACAGGAGAAUCCCUCACUGUGUCCUCUUACUCGCAUCCCGACCUGUUCUGGGCGCUACGGGGCGGAGGCGGUGGAACCUUCGGUGUGGUCACAUCCGCCACAUAUCGAACUCAUCCUUCAGUGCCCGCUGCCACCGCUAUCUUGACAGCGAACGCCACCGAUAACGCCGUACUGGCGAAGCUGCUUUCGGAGUACAUCCGGAGGUCCCCCACUUGGUCGGACCAAGGAUGGGGAGGCUAUGGUACGGUCUUCGAUGGUACUCUGGAGAUGCUUCAUGUCGCUCCGAACGUCUCACUGGCCGCCGCAAACGCGAGCUACAGCUCAUUCUUCGAAUUCGCCCAGUCGCUGGUUGCCGAGGGUCUCAACUUGCAGACCACCGUAACCUUGUCGUACCCGACGUACUAUGAUUGGUACCAGACAUACUACAACACCAGUGAACAGGACCAAGAAACUGGCACAACAGUCUUGCUAGGGUCGCGACUGAUGACGAGGGAGGUGAUAGAGUCCAACUAUACAACCCUCGGUCAAUGGAUGGUUGAAGACUUUGUAUGGUCGCAGUUGGUACUUAUUGCUGGAGGCGCCGUCAAUCGAACUGACCCGGACGCCAUGGGUCUCAACCCGGCAUGGCGGACGGCGCUUGCGGAGGUUCUUACAGCAAUGUCGUGGCCCGACACAGACAAUGUCACAGAAAUCCAGAGUGCGAAAGGCACGCUGAAGGAAAUGGUCAGUGCAUUGGACAGUCUCAACCCAGGGUCUGGCGCAUACCUCAACGAGGAUUACCUGGAAGACAACUGGCAACACACGUUCUUCGGGUCGCACUACCCAAGACUGAAAGCUAUCAAGGCUACGUAUGAUCCUAUGGCUUUAUUCGUCGUACGGAAUGGAGUUGACUCAGAGGAUUGGGAUGCUGACCUGAUUUGUCCGGUGUGA